AUGGAAGGAGCCUGGGUCUUUGAUAUCAGUGAACUGCCCGAUGAGCUCUGGGUUGCUUAUGCAGAGCCAUUAAGUGUCUCAGAGCUCAGCAUCCUAGAACACUUUGAGCAAGAUGUCAGUGCUGGGGGGGCCAACCUCACCCACCUCCACUUGUCCACAAUUGGCGCCAAUAUCGAUCCCACCUUCUUCCUGAGCCGCACCGUCUCCAAUGUCAUCAGCUCCAUUGUCUUUGGGGACCGCUUUGACUAUGAGGACAAAGAGUUCCUGUCACUGUUGCGCAUGAUGCUGGGAAGCUUCCAGUUCACGGCAACCUCCACGGGGCAGCUCUAUGAGAUGUUCUCUUCGGUGAUGAAACACCUGCCAGGACCACAGCAACAGGCCUUUAAGGAGCUGCAAGGGCUGGAGGACUUCAUUGCCAAGAAGGUGGAGCACAACCAGCGCACUCUGGAUCCCAAUUCCCCACGGGACUUCAUCGACUCCUUUCUCAUCCGCAUGCAGGAGGAGGAGAAGAACCCCAACACAGAGUUCUACUUGAAGAACCUGGUGAUGACCACCCUGAACCUCUUCUUUGCGGGCACUGAGACCGUGAGCACCACCCUGCGCUACGGCUUCCUGCUGCUCAUGAAGCACCCAGAGGUGGAGGCCAAGGUCCAUGAGGAGAUUGACAGAGUGAUCGGCAAGAACCGGCAGCCCAAGUUUGAGGACCGGGCCAAGAUGCCCUACACGGAGGCAGUGAUCCACGAGAUCCAAAGAUUUGGAGACAUGCUCCCCAUGGGUUUGGCCCACAGGGUCAACAGGGACACCAAGUUUCGGGAUUUCUUCCUCCCUAAGGGCACUGAAGUGUUCCCUAUGCUUGGCUCCGUGCUGAGAGAUCCCAGGUUCUUCUCCAACCCCCAGGACUUCAAUCCCCAGCACUUCCUGGAUAAGAAGGGGCAGUUUAAGAAGAGUGAUGCUUUUGUGCCCUUUUCCAUCGGAAAGCGGUACUGUUUUGGAGAAGGCCUGGCCAGAAUGGAGCUCUUUCUCUUCUUCACCACCAUCAUGCAGAACUUUCGCUUCAAGUCCCCCCAGUCGCCUAAGGAUAUCGACGUGUCCCCCAAACACGCGGGCUUUGCCACGAUCCCACGAAACUACACCAUGAGCUUCCUGCCCCGCUGAGCGAGGGCUGUGCUGG
This is a messenger RNA of Pan troglodytes (chimpanzee), 1171 nucleotides long. Its product is annotated as cytochrome P450 2A13. Gene Ontology annotation, biological process: xenobiotic metabolic process; coumarin metabolic process; epoxygenase P450 pathway. The transcript has 8 exons. The record is from RefSeq and is a predicted model, not a curated record. Gene Ontology annotation, cellular component: cytoplasm; intracellular membrane-bounded organelle. Lineage: Eukaryota; Metazoa; Chordata; Mammalia; Primates; Hominidae. The coding region runs from base 1 to 1155 and encodes 384 amino acids. Gene Ontology annotation, molecular function: heme binding; oxidoreductase activity, acting on paired donors, with incorporation or reduction of molecular oxygen, reduced flavin or flavoprotein as one donor, and incorporation of one atom of oxygen; arachidonate epoxygenase activity.